AUGUCCCUCCAGAAUAUCUGGCAUCUCCGCCGGGUGGCCGACACCGCCGCCCGGGCCUGCUACAUCUGCUACAAACCGUCCAGUAGCGUGCUGAUCACCCCGGACAAUAAAGAUUUCUUCUACGUCUGCCCCGUGCAUCUGAAAGAUCGCAACUUCUGCUCGGCGAUCGUGGACGUGGAGGAGCAGGAGGUGAAGCGCAAGAAGGAGGCGAUGGACGCGGAGAUCGAGAAGGUCAAGAGGGAAUACGAGGAAAAACAGCGGCGGAAGAAGGAGAAGUCAAAAGAGAAAGAGAAGGAGAAGGCCGCUGACAAGGAAGAGGACAAGAAAAAAGAUGAUCAGAAGUCGGCCUCCGAGGAGAAAGAUACCAAGGCUGAUGAGAAGGAGAGAGAUGAUAAGAUCGCAUCCAUCCAAAAGUCCGAAAGCACGCCCUCGGCCGAUGACUCGCCUCGAAUCUUCGCCUUGCACAAGAACUUCUACGCCAUGCGCCUCGAACGUCUGCGUAAUGCCGAAGCCGCCAAGCGCAACCGGCAAAGAAUGCAGGACCCGUCUUUUUUCCCGUCUGUUCCGUCUGGGGGGAUUUGA
Messenger RNA from Aspergillus steynii IBT 23096, 582 nucleotides. Its product is annotated as AAA-ATPase Vps4-associated 1 family protein. Lineage: Eukaryota; Fungi; Ascomycota; Eurotiomycetes; Eurotiales; Aspergillaceae. The transcript has 3 exons. The record is from RefSeq and is a predicted model, not a curated record. Gene Ontology annotation, cellular component: endosome. Bases 1 to 582 code for a protein of 193 amino acids. Gene Ontology annotation, biological process: vacuolar transport.